AUGGCCUCUGCUGAAGGUUCCUCCCCUUCCAUGAGUGAUGAUGAGCAUGGUAGAGACUCCUCUGUAGGACAACCAUGGCAGGCUGACACUGCAGAUGCCUCUGCCGCUGGAACUGUCCCCCCCAGACCACCACCGGAAGUUCUGGAUUCGUCCUCUGAAAAACAACACAAUUCAACUGAAACUUGCAAGACAGCUCGCGAGAUGUAUCUUGAGUCUGGCAAUGACAAGUCAAUGCUGUUCUGUCUCUGUCUAGGAAUGGAAUCAGAGGAUGGCGAACGCAAGCUUGGAGACUUGACUGUGGAGCCUUACUCAAAGAUGGCCAAGAAAAACCAAACAAAAUUGAAGGUACAGAAUGCCGUCCUCGCCAAAGAGGUUGUUCGCCGAGGAAUCCAGAUGGCAUUGACUGGAAGAAGCAAGGUGCGACCCAACAACUGGAAGCAAGACAGGCUUGUCAAGUGGCUGCAGGAUAAUCCAAUCCAGGAUAAUGCCUGCGUUUUCUUCCUUCGGCAAACUGAGAGCAUUUUGUCAAGCAACGGAGAAUCACCUCCAAGCAUCGGUCGCUCAGAAGGAAGCUGA
Molecule: messenger RNA, 576 nt
Organism: Seminavis robusta
Lineage: Eukaryota; Bacillariophyta; Bacillariophyceae; Naviculales; Naviculaceae
Source: the annotation of a GenBank genome assembly